CCGCCCACUCGUGACUGUCAGGCGGCAUCUUUCAGGAAGAAGGAAGAGCGUCAGGAUCGAGGAAUUAACAUAUUUUUCACACUUUUAAGAAGCUUUUGCGGGUUUACAUCCUCUCGUUUGGACGGAGGCACGGCGUCAACAUGCUGACUAAAGAAUACCGAAUCGUCCUGCCUGUUUCAGUAGAAGAGUACCAAGUGGGCCAACUGUAUUCAGUUGCAGAGGCCAGCAAGAGUGAGACUGGUGGAGGAGAGGGCGUUGAAGUGGUGGUCAAUGAGCCCUAUCAAGAAGGGGAAGAGAAGGGACAGUAUACCCACAAAAUCUACCACUUACAGAGUAAAGUUCCAACUCUCGUCCGUACGCUUGCUCCAAAGGGUUCUCUUGAGGUUCACGAGAAGGCCUGGAAUGCAUAUCCCUACUGCAAAACGGUUCUCACUAAUGUAUUCAUGAAAGACAAGUUCGAGAUUAAGAUUGAGACGUGGCACAAGCCAGACAUGGGAGAAAUGGACAAUGUACAUGGAAUAGACAAAGAACAAUGGGCCAACACUGAAAUUGUGAACAUUGACAUUGCUGAAAAAAUCAGUGCAAAGGACUACAAAGAAGACCAGGAUCCAGCCAUCUUUAAGUCAGCGAAGACCGGCAGGGGGCCUCUGGGGCCUAACUGGAAGGAAGAACUUGUCAACAACCCUAACUGUCCACAUAUGUGUGCCUAUAAACUGGUCUCAGUAAACUUUCAGUGGACUGGACUGUCGGGCAGGAUGCAGAACUUCAUUCAUAAAAUGGAAAGGCGUAUUUUUACUGUCUUCCACAGACAGCUAUUCUGCUGGAUUGAUAAUUGGAUCAAUCUUUCCAUGGAGGACAUCAGACGGAUAGAGGAUAACACAAAGGAACAGCUGGAUGAGAUGAGAAUGCAUGAUGAAGUUAAAGGAAUGGUUGCCCAAUAAUGCUUUUCGGUGCUCCUGCAGUCAGACUCCACUUCUCACACUUGGACCAAGACCAACUUCAUGGAAUUCUUUUGUUUCCUAUUUUGAGCUUAUAAUCAUGAAUUGUAAAGCAACUGAUCCUGGAUUUACAUUGUUGAUCCUCUUAAACCGAAGGAGGAAACAUUUUCCUUGUCAUUAUUUUCAGUGCAUCACAACAGUUGCUUAUUGUUGUUUGUUUUAUUAGUUUACUUUUGUUUGGGCUUCUUUACCAGCACCUUCCGUGUAUAAUUUGAUGUAUCACAUCAAAAAUACAACUUAAGUGUGCCACCAAAAGUAUUUCCAAUGUAAUAGAUUAGUCUGACAUGCUUUGUUAUGCCUUCAGAGGAGUGAACAAUACUGAUGAUGGCUGGGUUAACCUCGCGGUAAAAAAACAACUGCUGUAUAGUUUUGGAUUUUGGGUACAGGUGGUUUGACAGAUACACUGGUCAUAUAAUUGUACUGCCAGCGGCAUAUAAUAUUUUCUGUAUUAAAUAAAAUGACAUGUAUUUUAAUGUCAUAAAAUGGGUUGUGUGCAUUAAAUAUACUUUUUGUUAA
Molecule: messenger RNA, 1514 nt
Organism: Nerophis ophidion (straightnose pipefish)
Lineage: Eukaryota; Metazoa; Chordata; Actinopteri; Syngnathiformes; Syngnathidae
Product: phosphatidylinositol transfer protein alpha isoform-like
Exons: 12
Coding region: 141-941 (266 amino acids)
Biological process (GO): phospholipid transport
Cellular component (GO): cytoplasm
Molecular function (GO): phosphatidylinositol transfer activity; phosphatidylcholine intramembrane carrier activity; phosphatidylinositol binding
Source: RefSeq, a predicted model, not a curated record